Poeciliopsis prolifica (blackstripe livebearer) is the source of this 3410-nucleotide messenger RNA. Its product is annotated as serine/arginine-rich splicing factor 11-like. The transcript has 11 exons. The record is from RefSeq and is a predicted model, not a curated record. NCBI's taxonomy places the organism in Eukaryota, Metazoa, Chordata, Actinopteri, Cyprinodontiformes, Poeciliidae. Gene Ontology annotation, molecular function: RNA binding. The coding region runs from base 2027 to 2977 and encodes 316 amino acids. Gene Ontology annotation, cellular component: nucleoplasm.
GCACCAAUGAGGUUUAUGGCUAAUUUGUUGAAUAUAGCUAUAAACUUUCAAAAUUAGUUUGAUCUUUUUCUGGUUUUGCUUUUUUAAAUAACUGUUCAGUUUUUCUGUCUUGUCUUGCGAUAAGACAUUUAUAUUAGAAGCUGCAACACACAAGGUUUGAGGGCAUUAGCUUUCUUUUUACUCAGACAAAAUGCUCAGAGUUAUUUUAAUUUCUCUUUUGCAUUUUAUAUUAGAAAUCAGCACGAUGGGUUACGUUCGCAUUAUUAACUGUACAUGGUGCACUCAGCAUUUAAUUUCCUGGAGAAUUUAACUCAGUCAUCUAAAACGUCAAUAAGUUUAAAACUAAAUAUUUAGAUACAGUUUUUUUUUUAUUGAACAAAGACGUUCAGCUUCCUUGGUACUUUUUUAAGUACAUUUGGUUCUGAAUGAUGUUCUGUUUUUCUGAUUCAGAAAUGUGUGUCAUUACCUUUUUAACCCUGAAAGUGAAAUAGCUAAGUAAAAGAGUAUCUCACUGUGUUGUAGUCUGACUGAACAGCAAACAUGACUCUGCAGAAAACCAUUUGUCAACUACAUCCACUUCCUUUGAUUUUAAUAUCUGUCUAAAAUAUCUGUCAGCUUUAAGUGUAUUACCCAGAGUAAAACGUCCAUAUUGCAGAUUGUAGAAGCAGUCAGGUAUGAAACAUGCUAGAGAUUACAUGAAGCACGUUCAGAAAAAGAUCAUGUGUUUUUAGUUUCUUACCUGCAGGUCAACAUAUAAAUUGUCUGAUUUUGGUCACCAGCCAGUUUCUCUGUACAUCUCUAGAUUUAUCAAACUUUGCUAAAACAGCAUAUGUACAAGAUGCUUCAGGAAAUAAAAAUAUUCUACAUGAACUGAGUAUUUUAGCAUUAUUUGUGGCUGAGGGACAAUUGAAUAUAUACACAUUCAUGCUUAAAAAGUUGACCUUGAAAAGGCAUUAGGUUUUUGGUUUUAUUAGAACCAGGCAUCUGAAACACCAAGGUGGCUUAAAAUAACCCUAUUCUUUCAGUGUGAGCUAAACCUGGACUUCAAAAAGGGUAAUUCUUUUCAUUUACUGGAUGCCUGAUGUCACUGAUGAUAAAACUCCUUGUUGUUAAUUGUGUGAAAUAUCCACCCAACUUGACAAUGCUGGUACAAUAUUCUCUUUUAACAGUGGUCUUUUUUUGUUUUGUUGUUGUGUUUUACAGUUCUUUUUCCUGGCUCAGCCAGUCCUGUAUACCAGACCCUGCAGAAAAUACCAUCCAACAGUUUUGUGUCCUGCAGCAAUUUCUCUCUCCAGUGUGCUCUUGUGUUUAAAUGUUUUCCCUGUUGUGUGUCUGAAUUUAGGUCAUGUGAUUUCUGUGAAUAAGUUGCAUUGGGAAUAGGUUGAGACAAAUGAUAAUGAGGUGUUUGGUAAUCUGCGCAAUAUAAAACAUAAAACUUAGAGGUGUUGUGUAUUUCAUGUUAAGCUGAUAGCUUAAAAAAAAAAAUUUAAUCAAGACUCCAUCCCCUGCCAAGGUGUGGUUAAGUGAUGCAGUGUUGAGGUAAGGAUUUUUAGCCUAUGAUGUAAAGCAGGCACGCUACCUACCCUGAAUUUUAUCAUUUAGUCUAACCACUUAAUCAUUCUGAAAUGUGUUUUUGGUAAGUAGACACUGAUAGCUUUUUUUUUUUUUUCUUUUUUUAGUUUUCCUGCCAAAUCCUUAAAAUUCUCUCUGUUGUGUGUAUCUCGAUUUUUCUCUGUGUGCUUUUAGUAGCGAAGCCGCCAGCGUGAGUCGCUUGUUUCAGUAAGCAUCUAAAUGAAAAUUGAGGGCACACCCAACUGGAGAAGCCGAUGUGCUUGCUAACGUUUGGUUCAUGACUUAAAAAACACAUUCAGGAUCUAUUCCUGAUGAGGCUAAGGCUUUGUCCCUUUUGGCCCCAGCAAAUGCUGUUGCAGGGAUCUUGCCAGGCGGAGGCCUUCUCCCAACACCGAAUCCCCUCCCAAAUCCAGCUCUUGGAGCCAACCCCUUUGGUCCUCCAACCAUAGACCCAAUGGCAGCGUUUGGAUUUGCUGGACCCAAUAUGAACCCACAGGCUGCUGAUCAGCUGCUAAAGAUGAUGACGGAUCCAAAACUGAACCCGUUGGCUGCUGGUUUGAACCUGAGUGCGAGCCUGAAGGCCGAUGCGUCAAAUAAAGAGAUUGAAGAGGCUAUGAAGAGGGUCAGAGAGGCUCAGUCACUCAUUUCUGCUGCUAUUGAACCUGGACAUAAGGAGAGCAAAAAGAAACAUUCUCGGUCUCGAUCCAGGUCCAGAAGAAGGAGGACGAGGUCACGUUCAAGACACAGCCGCAGGCGAACCAGGAGCAGGUCAAGACGCAGAUCCAGCUCGAGGAGCAGGCGGCGUUCCAAAAGCCCACGCAGGAGACGCACCCACUCCAGAGACAGGGGCAGGCGAACUAGAAGUAGAUCCAGAGACAGAAAGAAGGAGGAUGUUAGUAGGAGGAGAUCAAAAACGCCUCCUAAAAGCUACAGCACCGCCAGAAGGUCACGCAGUGCGAGCCGGAGGCGCAGGAGAAGUCGCACUGCCAGCCGAUCUCCAAAGAAGUCUCCUAAAAGGAGAGUUUCUCCCUCUCCUUCCCCUCGAAGGCACAAGAAGGAAAAAAAGAGGGAUAAGGACAGAGAGAGGGAACGCAGGAGUGAUAAGGAACGUGUUCGCGAGGAACGAGAACGCUCUACUAGCAAGAAAAAGAAAAGUAAGGACAAAGAGCGGGAGCGGGAAAGAAAAUCAGAUGGAGACAAAGGAGAUAUUAAGAUCACUAGAGAUUAUGAUGAAGAGGAACAAGGUUAUGACAGCGAGAAGGAAAGGGAGGAGAGGAAGGAUUCAGAUGACUCUGCCAUGUCUCCGCAGUCUGUGGAGGGAAACGGCUCAACCCGGCUCGUAAAGCAGGCCAAAGUUAACGGCGCUGAUGAUCGCCACGAAGAAGACAUGGAUGUCAGCGACUGAAAGCUGCUUCAUCCCACUGUAUCCACUUAUUUUGGUUAGAAACAUUCUAUAAAAUUUCCCCCACUUGGGUAAAUCUAAAAUGUGAAGUGUUUGGAAAAAAAAACCUGUUUAUCGUACAGAAACAAGUCUGUCGUUUUGAAAAUGUAUAUUGCAGCGUUGUUUGCCUAAUAACUCAUUUUUCAUUUAUCUUUUGUCAAUCGUACACAUUUAUUCCUUGCCACCACAGAUGUAAUUAGUUUAAACUGGAAGUAGGUUUGCUUUACUACUAUUGAGCUUGUUUUCAAAUUUGUUGCUUUAUGUAUUGUAUCUUUUUUUAGUGUCGUGGUGUAUGCGUCUUUCCUUCUUCUUCACAGAACAGUUGCAUCGUGCUUCUGACCUACAAGUGUUUUAUCAACAAUUUCUUUUAUAUAAUAAAGCCUGUUUGAAGAGCUAA